GCAAGACCGCAAACAAAUGCCAAGUUCCACAAAAUCUUACCAAUCAGAGUAAACACCAACAAGAGUGGGGAAUUAUUGUGAGCCGUUGGAUUAAAACACAGAAGGGUUUUUAGAUUCCUAUUUAUACUCUUUUCUUCUUUCUCUCUCCUCCCUUUCCUCCUUCCUCCAUUUUCCCUUCAAAUUCAAAGCGGGAUUUCCCCAUCUCCUGGGAAUUGCUGCUGCUCUUUAUCCAAGAUCAAUUUCUUAGGGUUCUUCCUUCUCAAAUUGAUCUUUUAUCCAAUUUUACCAGGUGAUACUUGGAGGAAGGAUGGUUUGUGAAAAGCCAGUAGAGCAAUCUAAACUGGUGGAUUCAGGUUUGAUCCAUUCUCAAUCUACUAAAGAGCCUACAGUUUCUUCCAAGAAUGGGAUCACAUCUGAUUCAACCUCAUCUAACCAGUAUGCUGCCUCAAGCAUCAAAGGUGAGACUGGUCAAGAGUAUGUGGCCGGGCAAGAUGUUGAUAAUCCACCUACUAGCUAUUAUGAUUAUUAUUAUCCAGGCUACAAUGUGUCUUUUAGUCCGUCAGAUGAUGGAAGAGAUCAAUCAUCUAUGGGUUUGCAGACAAAUCACAGUUCAGUAGCGUAUUACUAUCCUGGCUAUAAUCCGUAUGCUACCGGAACUUAUAUUGGUGCUGACGGGCAUUGUGUUAGUCAGCCAUAUUUUACACCAGUUACAUAUGGGGCUGAAGCUCUUCCUUGUUAUGCUUGGGACUACAAUUAUCACGGAGAUCCCUUGACUGAAUCAAAUGCUUCCUCUGCGAAUGUUAAAUCGAACCUUUCUCCUGCUACCACCGUGAGGUCUAAUGGCACCAAGCCUUCAAAACUGCAUGCCCCCAUGAAUAAGCUCUCAUCUGUGUCUUUGGACUCUAAAUCACGUUCUGUUGCGACUAAUGCUUCUCAGCCCAAGUUUGAUACUCAACCGAGCAAAUAUUUGAAUAAGCCAGGUUUCUAUUAUCCGUCACAUGGGUAUGCAAAUGUUUACCAACCCGCUGGAAAUUACCAGUCAGUAUCUUUCCAGGAACAAGGUAUGCUUGGAAAUACUGGUCCUAUGAAAUACAGAGCAAAUGCAAGGACGUGGAAUAGAAAUGACAAAUCAAGAUCCAAUAGGAGAAGUGAGUUUGAAAUGUCACCUGAACUUACAUGUGGCCCUCGACUCAAAACCCAGAGCAAUUCAGAUUCUGAGAAGAAAAUAUUAGGCGUAAUGAAGGGAGAAUAUAACUCGGCAGAUUUCCCUACGGAGUAUGAAGCUGCCAAGUUUUAUGUCAUUAAAUCAUAUAGUGAAGAUGAUGUUCAUAAAAGCAUCAAACACAAUGUUUGGUCAAGUACUGCUAAUGGGAACAAGAAGUUGGAUGCAGCGUUCCAUGAUGCCGAGGUGAAAGCAAAUGAAACGGGCGUAAAAUGUCCUAUAUUCCUUUUCUUCUCAGUUAAUGGAAGUGGUCAGUUUGUCGGAGUGGCAGAGAUGACAGGCAAAGUGGAUUUCAAAAAGAACAUGGGCUUUUGGCAGCAAGACAAGUGGAGUGGUUUCUUCCCUGUGAAUUGGCAUAUAGUGAAAGAUGUACCUAAUUCUCAACUGAGACAUAUCCUUCUCGAAAACAAUGAUCGUAAGCCUGUGACCUACACAAGGGAUACUCAAGAGAUUGAGCUAAAGGAAGGGUUAGAUAUGCUGAAGAUCUUCAAAAAAUUUUCGUCGAGGACAUCAAUUCUUGAUGAUAUGGACUUCUACGAAAACCGUGAGAAGGAAUUGCUGAUGAAAAGAAGCAGCAAAUCUGGUGCUAAACGGACAGAACUAUGUGCGAAAGCAAAUCAAUCUAAGCAAUUGGAGACUGAAGCUCAAGGUGGUGAAGAAAACAAAACUCAGGUGGCGGCGUCUCUUGUCGAUCUCACCAAAAACCUAUCCCUCAAUUCAGAUUCUAAAGUAUUCGAUAUUGUGGCAUCUGUGUAAUCUUUGAUUAGAAGUGUUUUGAGUAGUGUUGCUUUCAUUUCAUUGUGUUUGUUGCUUUGUUCUUAGCAUUGUUCGAGUGAAUGAUAGUUUUUCUUUUCGCCAUGAAUACUAGUUACUUUUUAGUACAUAGUUUGGGAGUCGAUGGUUCUCGUAAUUUGUUGAUGCUUUUCCCAUAAACCUUUUGUGUUGAAUCUGAUCUCGUAAUAUUGUUGAA
Molecule: messenger RNA, 2192 nt
Organism: Amaranthus tricolor (Joseph's coat)
Lineage: Eukaryota; Viridiplantae; Streptophyta; Magnoliopsida; Caryophyllales; Amaranthaceae
Product: YTH domain-containing protein ECT3
Exons: 10
Coding region: 308-1978 (556 amino acids)
Biological process (GO): mRNA destabilization
Cellular component (GO): cytoplasm
Molecular function (GO): mRNA binding
Source: RefSeq, a predicted model, not a curated record